Molecule: messenger RNA, 2635 nt
Organism: Thalassophryne amazonica
Lineage: Eukaryota; Metazoa; Chordata; Actinopteri; Batrachoidiformes; Batrachoididae
Product: protocadherin gamma-A3-like
Exons: 1
Coding region: 150-2612 (820 amino acids)
Biological process (GO): homophilic cell-cell adhesion
Cellular component (GO): plasma membrane
Molecular function (GO): calcium ion binding
Source: RefSeq, a predicted model, not a curated record
UGUUUUAUGCGGGGUUUAGUGCUCGGAACGGACACGAUCUCACAGAGCAGCAUUUAAAGGUGGAAAACGUGACUAAUCUGAACAGAAAACGGAUAUUUUCGAUCAGAUUUUUUUAAGAACGGCUUUUCUGGAUAUAUUUACAAUUGUUCAUGAUGGAAAACCGACGAUCUCUCGUCCACCUCCACAAAAGAUGGCGAUUCUUUUAUGGACUGCUCGUUCUUCUCUUCCACGCAUUUAACACGGCAGGUGGUCAGAUUCGGUAUUCUAUUCCGGAGGAGAUGAAGAAAGGUUCUGUUAUUGGUAAUGUUGCGCAAGACCUUGGCUUGGAUGUGAAAAGGCUUCGUUCUGGCCGUGCCCGUAUCGUCACCUCGGAAAAUAUUCAGUACACCGAGCUGAAGACAGACAAAGGAAUUCUGCUCGUGAAUGAGAGAAUUGACAGAGAGCAGCUUUGUGGAGACGUAACGCCGUGCAGCUUCAGUUUUGAGAUGAUUUUGGAAAACCCAAUGGAAUUGCACAGAAUAACAGUUGAGAUUUUGGAUAUUAAUGAUCACGCUCCCGUCUUCCCAAACGGAGAUCGAUCUCUCAAUUUUGAAAUAAGUGAAUCUGUUAUGGUCGGAAUGCAGUUUCCACUGCAGGGCGCAGAGGACCUCGAUGUGGGCCAAAACGCACUGCAAAAUUAUAUUUUAUCACCAAACGAUAAUUUCGUUUUGAGGCAACUUGCAAAUCCGGACGGCAGUAAAAAUGUGGAAAUGGUGCUGCAGAAAGCUUUAGACAGAGAGCUUCGACCCAAACUGUCGUUAAAAUUAAUCGCAGUGGACGGAGGAACACUGCAGCGAUCUGGCACGGUAAAUAUAGACAUUACAGUUUUAGAUGCCAAUGACAACGUUCCGAUAUUUAAUCAAACAGUAUAUAAAGCAUAUGUGAUUGAGAACACAGCUAAAGGAACCGGUAUUAUUACAGUAAACGCCACAGAUGCUGAUAGCGGGUCACAUGGAGAAAUGUCAUACAGUUUGUCUAAAAUGAAAGGCAGUUCCGCAGAUAUGUUCAAUAUAAAUGAAAAUACUGGCACCAUUUAUGUGUCUGGACAGAUAGAUUAUGAAAAAGACAAAAAAUACGAGGUGAGAGUAGAAGCAAAAGAUCACGGUGGCCUAACUGGGACAAGUAAAGUAAUAAUUGAUGUUGUUGACGUCAACGAUAAUGCACCAGUUAUUAAUAUUAUGUCAUUCUCUAGUCUCGUGUCUGAAGACGCACGGCCUGGCACAACCAUUGCUUUACUCAACAUAAAAGAUGCAGAUUCAGAUAAAAACGGUCAGGUAAAGUGUUCUAUAAAUGGUAAACUCCCAUUUAAAUUCGAAUCGUCUCUAACAAGCUAUUAUAAUUUAAUAUCUGAUCAAUAUUUUGAUAGAGAGACUGUCGCAGAAUAUAAUAUAACAAUAACAGCCAUCGAUUCCGGGUCACCGCCUCUUUCUAGCUCAACAAGAUUACACCUUAAAAUAUCUGACGUAAAUGAUAAUGCACCGAUGUUUGAUAAAAACAUUUAUACUGCUCGCAUUAUAGAAAAUAAUCCCCCUGGAUUAUCGAUAUUUGCUGUGAGCGCGAGAGACUCUGAUUGGAAUCAAAACGCAAGAAUCUCGUACCUCCUCGAAGACACGCACGUCAGCGGUUAUCCAAUAUCUACCUAUGUGUCUUUAAACUCUGACACUGGGGAUAUUAGUGCUGUCCGCUCCUUUGAUUAUGAGCAAAUUAAAGAAAUUCAGUUGGUCGUCAAAGCGCAGGAUGGAGGCUCCCCUCCACUCAGUAGUAACGCGACUGUGAAAAUAAUGAUCCAGGACCACAACGACAACGCCCCUCAGGUUCUGUACCCGGUCCAGACUGGAGGCUCUGUGGUGGCUGAGAUGGUUCCUCGUUCAGCAGAUGUGGGCUAUCUGGUGACUAAAGUGGUGGCUGUUGAUGUGGACUCUGGACAGAAUGCCUGGCUUUCCUAUAAACUGCAGAAAGCCACAGACAGGGCGCUGUUUGAAGUGGGUUUACAGAAUGGAGAAAUAAGAACUAUCCGCCAAGUCACUGAUAAAGAUGCUGUCAAACAAAGACUGACUGUGUUCGUGGAGGACAACGGGCAGCCCUCUCGUUCAGCUACAGUCAUUGUUAACGUGGCGGUGGCGGACAGCUACCCUGAAGUGCUGUCAGAGUUCACUGACUUUACGCACGACAAGGAAUACAAUGACAACCUGACUUUUUACUUAGUGCUGGCUUUGGCUGUAGUUUCCUUUCUCUUCAUCACGUGUUUAGUGGUUAUUAUAUCAGUGAAAAUCUACAGAUGGAGACAGUCUCGCAUCCUGUAUCACUCCAGUCUCCCGGUGAUUCCAUAUUAUCCACCACGUUACUCAGACACUUUGGGGACAGGGACUCUGCCACACGUGUACAACUACGAGGUGUGCAGGACGACUGACUCCAGAAAGAGUGACUGUAAGUUCGGCACAGCUGGUAGUCAGAAGGUGCUGAUAAUGGACCCCAGUUCUACAGGAACCAUGCAGCGGAUACAGAGUGAAAAGAACAUCCUGGAUGAACCAGAUUCUCCUCUGGAGGUGAGUUGUGGUUUAUCUGUAUUUUAAUGGAAAUAUUUUAGAACAGUUUU